UCAUACGUUAAAGUCACAUUACAAGAGCAAAUCACUUUUUCGAUUAAAUAGCACGGAUGAAAAUCACAUUCAGACCUCCACAAAUGGCAAUUUAGAUGAUAGCUGUAAAUUGAUUUCUGUGCAGCCUGUGUGCACAACUAUCGCAGACGAAGCGGAGAUAGGUAAGCUUUGACAAAACAUAUCGUUUUAAUAACUGUUUUUUAGUGACGUGUUCAAAAAUAUACAACGACCAAGUACUUCCUUCGUUUUACAGUUAAUUAUUCACAUUUACAGAACCUUUUCAAAGCUAUUGUGAAAAAUAUUACGGAGAAAGACGGCGUUUCAAAGUUCAAAUAAAGAUUGGUUUUUAGUACCAUACACCUGUAGUAGAAAAGAGCUUGUAUUAAUCCCUGAUAACUGUAUAGGCAACGGACACCAUUUUGGUGUCACGUUGUAUUUAUUUAUUUAUUUGGCUUUGCCAACUAGGGCAGGGUCACCACAACAGCAUAUGACAAUUACUGUGGGCCCUUUUACUUAACCCACCCUGUCAACUUUCCCUGUGGGCGGAAACCGGAGUACCCGGGGAAAACCCACGGCUUUCGGCAGAGCGUUGACUUUUUACUCUUUUCACGUGAGGACUGGGUUCGAGUCGCAUUGAGAACGUUCUCACUGAGAUUUGAACCUGCGACCUUAGAGGUGAAAGGCAAGUGUGUUAACCACUUCCCCACCGCGAAGCCCACGAAAAGCGAGCAAUGAAAAAUACUAGGGUCUGUGGGUAUGCAAGCAACCUAAACACGUCCAUUAGGAUCAGCAGAAAAAAUGAUGUUCGGGUGGGAAACCAGACCCACACGAUAUUUUUUGUCUAUUAAGUUUUAGUUUGUGGCAGACAGAGUGGGAAUACAAAAUUGCUUGUUUUCAAUAUCAAGUAGCGUAUUAUCUGAAACCUUUCAACUCCCGGGCGGAAGAGUUAGCAUUGAUGGGAUACGUGAGUGUUAGGCGCCAAUUGCUGCUCGCUGAAUGGCGUUCAGCAAAGACCUUCUGGAGAAAAAAACUCGAGAUUUCGAGGGAAGAUAGAAAAAAACAUAGGAUCUUCGCUUAAAACGGCAAAGUUUAUAUAAAUUUCAGGGACCGGUUGUAUGAAACUCUUAACUAUACUUUUUUACCACUAGGUCGUAUAUUUAAAUAAUAGUUAACGCCAUUUUGAUUGCAUGGUUCACCUUUCACGUCAUUUUUCUGGUAAUUGUCAAGUUAUUUCAAAACCUUCGACACCAAUAUUUUGCAUGCGUAAUUUUUCUCUAUUUUUGCAGAUUCUGUUCAGCAUGACAUUGUUGUGUCCAUACCAUGUACAAAUGUUUACGAUGUCCACAAAUUUUCCAAGAACUCAAAAGACCCAAGACUGAUGGGGUUAACUGACGGAAUUGAACUCAUGUGCAGUACAUUGCAAAUCUACAAGGUAAAUUUAUUUUAUGAAUGUUUAUGAGUGCAAUGGUAAAAUGUUUUGUGAAGCAAAGAAUUUUCCAAAGAGGGAUUUUGGUAGAAACCAGGCAUAGUACUAAAAUGCGGUGCCCUAAGAAAAAACUUUCCGCCGAAAAGAGUUGUCAAGGAUCAAACUUACUGGAUUGUCAAUUAGUUUAAUCUUUUUGAGAGAUUCGUCAACAAUACAAUUUCGUUUUUCUUUCAAAGGCCAUAAAUCUCUAGAGUAUUGCUGUUCAGAAAUAAAUUAGGCAUCCACAUUGUGAGUAAAAUCUUUUUACGCUGAUUCGAACGGUGGUAUUUUUGUCCCAGAAUGAGAGAUAAGGCGCAGUCGGUCGUUAGAGUCCGAGGAAAUUUUCCCAUAAAAAAAGGAAAUUCAGAGAACUUUAAAGAAAUUUUUGCUAGGCGGUUGUGGAAGGAUUUGAAUGAUUCCGCACAAACUGACAAACUACUGUAAUUAAUCCGCUCUCGAGCAGAAUAUAAAGCAGUGCCAAACUUGACAACACCGUAAUGCUGGGGUGGUGGGAAAAUGUUAGAGAAGCUGCACUGGGAUGCUGGCGCUUAGAACGUAGCCCUCUCUCUGACUCAAACUUAACCGUUCCUUUUUGUUAUUCACUAGCAAGGCCGGAUUUUGGUGGAAAUAGUGGGGGAGGUGUAAAAAAUAUUAGUGGAGGUGCACAGUGUACAUGUGUAUCAGUGUAUUAAUGAAUUGUGAUUAUACAAUUAACUCAUCCAAUUUUGCCCCUCGUUACAAUUACUACAAAGUUUUCAAAACAUUGCUUUAAAAGGGUACUUGACACAGACAUGAAUGGCUAUCACUGUUUCAAUUUUACAGAAAAAAUUUCGUACGAAGUGUAGACCCUAAGCAACCAAAAAAUGUAACAUUUUUACUUUGAUUUUUACUUUACUAGUUGUGAAGGAUCACUAAACUCACUCGUUUGUUUAGCGAUCCUAAUUGACAACUCGUAAAUAACUAUCGUACGUACUCACCAACUGUGAUAUAUAGGUAUAAUAGCAUGGUUUCGAGUGCAAUGUGGGAAAACAUAUGUGAGUUUUGCAACGGUCAACUUCAAGUCUUUAUACAUCAAAUAAUUAUGCUGAAGUAAAUUCAUCAUUUGCAUGGGUCAAACACAUGCGAAAUAUAUAAUUUACUCACUUUUGCUGCGAUUGUUAUAGUGGAUUUCUUCUUCUGGUGCAUGUAAACGUGUAGAUGAGUGUGAAUGUUCUGAGUGUAUGAACCCCUAUCUGAACAUAUUCAUACCUCAUCCAUCGUUCACAUCCAUGCACCAGAAGAAAAAAAUCGCACCCAAAAUCGUAGCAAAAUUGCAAGUGUAAACGGACCUUAACUUCUAACUUUUCUCUUUUAGUUCUGUCUGCCACAAAAAUCUGAUUACAACGCAGAUAAACUUACUGCGAUAUUCUCAAAGUAUACAAAACACCUCGUAAGUAUUAAUUUAUUAUUAGAAAUAAAAUAGCGUUAUAGUGUUUACUUUUAGAAAUUAGAUCUUGGGUGGCGGCAUCCUCAUAUAAUAUGAAUAUUACAUGAAUAUGACAUAAUAUAGAUGAAUAUUAAAUACACACCUUAAGGUGUGAAAAAAGAUAUGAAUAGAACUCUAUAAAAUACGCCAUUUUGAUUGGUUAAACUUUUAUUAGGAAGGUCUUUCUUGACUCUUUUGAUCUAUAAGAAUUUAGUGUAAAUGCACUGCGUAUAAUUAUAAUUAUUAUAUUAAAAUGUAAAAAUGAUUUCAAAAAUUGUGUUGUAGCGUGAUGUUCAAUUAAAGCACAUGAGGAUCGACCGAAAAUCUCACAUUGAAAUUGCAGUGACUUCUAUAACGUCUUCCUUUGUAUUUCGCCUAUUUGAACAAUUAACUGACAACCAAAAUUUUGUGAGAAAACUGGAAUUGCAAGAAAAUCUCGUAAUACAGUAGUUGUAAUCGAGAAAAGUGUGUUACUUGUUUAAAACACUCUGGAACCCAAACUAAGUCAAUUUUUUCUUAUUUUAAUUGAUAUUGUAUACCUAACAAUAAGUUUGUCCAACCGGAGAACCAGACUUGUAACACAUGAAUAUGGUCAUUUUGCUCGGGGUAUUUUCAAAUAACUUACGAUGAAAUAUUCCAUUCCUCCAAGUUUAUAAAUAAUAAUAACCCUAUGUUACAAGUUUCAAAAUAUAUUAUUUAUUACAAGUUAUUAUGACGCUAUCAAUUUUAGGUCACAUUUUCUCUUAUUUUAAAAUUAAUUUAAUUUAAAACGUGACGCCAAACCACUCACCAUGCAUACGCCUUUCUCAUCGACAAUCGCAUUCAUAUCGUACUUGCAAUUUUGAUAUUUCAUUGCCAAACGUGAUCAUCCUAGUUACAGCCUUGUUUUUCUGGAUCUGAGAAGCGGAAACGACGUUCUCCCAGCGAGAGAAAGGUAUCACAUAUGAUAGUACUGUAUGUGCUAUAAAAAGACACACGAUCUAUUGGAUUUAUCUAUCGUUGAUUCAUAUCGCUGAUUUAGAAAGUGAUUAUGUGUUCCUGAAAUAAUUUUUUAUGUUGAAUUUAUCUAUCGUUGAUUGACAUCCUGAUUAAUAAAGUGAUUAUGUGUUGCUGAUAUGAUGAAAUAAAUUAUGCGAAAAUUGUUACUAUAAUUUGCUUUGAUUUAUGACAUUCAGUUGUGAAGUAAUGUUUAAGUAUAAUAUUGACAUAAGAAGGAAUGAUUGUGAUUUAGUGAUAAGUAUAAUAUUGAUAUAUGAAGCAUAAUUAUAAGUAGACUCAUGUACUAGCAUACUAUUACAAAUGCUGUAAUUUGAUUGGCUACUCGCUAUAUCUAUUCCUCGAUAGAUAGCGAGUGGCAAAACAAUCAUUUUCCUGGCUCAUUUUUUUUUUUAAUGUGGCUAAUUCCAUUAUCAAAUUAUUGAAUUAUUUUGUGGAAUAUUUUAUAUUUGAUCUCUGAUUCUACUAAAACAAUUAGAUUACUCGCUCUGGAUUUCUAUGAGGUGAUAGUUGAUUAGGGCUUCGCCCUCAUCAACUAUAUCACCUCAUAGAAAUCUCGAGCUCGUAAUCUAAUUGUUAGAUAUACAUUGAAUGAUUGUGAUUUAGUGAUAAGUAAUAUAUUGAUAUAGUUAAUUAUAGUUAUAUACAUGGAAUGAUUGUGAUUGCAAUUAAUUAAACGUCGUGAGUUGUAUAUAUUUCAUACAUAUAUUAAUAAAUAAUAAUAGUUCCUAGGUAAUAAAAUAAAUUGUUCAAGUUAAAGUUUCUCAGAAUUUCCGAUCCAAGCUAUAAGGUCCUGGAAAACACCGUGAACAACUUCUCCUAAUGCGGAAUACUUGGGAACGGAGGAGAGGAACAAGAGAUCUUUUAGAUUUUCUUUGUAUGCAUCUUGAUUUUAACUGCUUAUUAAAAGUUGCACUGGUUGUAAAAAAGCUCGAAUUCUGUCGUAGUAGUGUUAGCAGUGAACCAAGACAUGCAGGUCCCAAAGAUCCAUGCACCCGUGUUGUUGCAGCUAAAGAUGGCUUUUGUGCACCUAUAUCUGGAAUUAUAUUUUGCGUAAUGUUGAUUUUUUGAGACGUGUUUUUGAACGCUUUUCUUCAUCAACUAUACCUUAAUUGAUAGCAGCUACAGUUCCCAGAGAAUAUCUCAGAGGUAUGGUUUGAACGGAGGCGAACGAGACGAACUUGUAUCCUUGAUGGAAAAGCGCUGGAUCAAUAGCUUUAAUGCGACGUUUGGCAUCAAACCAAUCUUUCAAAGUUUACGCGUGUUGACCAUCAAAGGAUGUAGCAACCGCCUAUAAACCUUCCAGUCCUUUAGUGUGUCGUACUGAUUGCGUCUUUUGUACAAAAACGUUUAACAUUGUCAUGCGGAUCUUAGUAUUUCUACCAUUUAGGGGCUGUUUACCUGAUCCCGUUUUUCCAGGACUGGAUGGAAGGCCGGAUAAGUCGUAUUGAAAUAAAUCACUGAAACGAGGGUUCAAACGACGGUGAGAAGGUCAAAGAAGAUUAUUCCUGCACAAACAAUCUUUCGUUUACAAUUACACUAUAAUCUAGAUCACGAGAGGAAAAUAAUGUAGUUUUGCUGAAUCGUGUGCCGUGACUUAUUUCAAUACAUCAAAAUCACUCCGCUUCACAUCUCGUCCCGGCAAAGCGGGAUCAUGUAAACAUCCCAUUAUAUAGUGAGUCGUAACAUAACUUAAAACGCGAGAAGAGGACUAUACUGGUGUUAGACAAAGAUCAUUAUGUUAUUUCUGUAAUUCGUUUCAUAAUAAAAUUAAUUCUAUAUUUCUUGAUAUUCCAGUCACCUUCGAAAUGGUUUGCUAUCGCAUACAAAGAAGCAAUUGCUCAUGCGGGUUCACCUGAUCAGUUCGGUUCAGGAAAUUCACAAAACUUCUACCAUUUCGAAG
This is a messenger RNA of Paramuricea clavata, 5829 nucleotides long. Lineage: Eukaryota; Metazoa; Cnidaria; Anthozoa; Malacalcyonacea; Plexauridae. The record is from the annotation of a GenBank genome assembly.